Molecule: messenger RNA, 930 nt
Organism: Pleurotus ostreatus (oyster mushroom)
Lineage: Eukaryota; Fungi; Basidiomycota; Agaricomycetes; Agaricales; Pleurotaceae
Exons: 1
Coding region: 1-930 (309 amino acids)
Source: RefSeq, a predicted model, not a curated record
AUGAUCACUACAAUGCAACUUGGCAGCAUUCACACCUGCCCCCCGGAAAUAUGGACCCGGAUCUUCGCAUUUGCAUGCACCGACGACGGGGCGACAGGUCGCAGCCUCGCUUUGGUCUCUCGAUAUGUCAGGGAGACCUCCGAGCCCGUGAGGUUUGAGAGGGUGGUGUUGAAGGGUGUGGAGAAGAUUGUAGCUUUUGCGGAUAUGCUGGAGGCAUUGGAGGAGGGGAAGAGAAGUGUCAAUACACUGGAUAUUGUUGUCGACGUGGAUGCGGAGGAAGGCACGAACGUCGAGGAGAAGGAAAUGAGGAAGAACGAAGAACUGGACAGUCAUGCCUAUCUCAAUUCCUUACAUCGCAAAACCAAGUGCACGCGAUCUAUCACUGUUCCACACGAAUGUCGCAGCCGAGGCAUCGUGGCUUCCGGUGCAAUAACUCAUAUCCUAGACAUGGUCGCGCCGCACCUGCAGGAUCUGUCGAUCUGGUUCAACGCGACGUACGAGCGGACCUUCGUCUUCCUUCCGAAUGUAGACAUGCCAGAGUUACGGAGGUUCGCCUUCAGAGGAGAGAGAGUGCCAUUCUUCUCCGGUAGCAGCGGAAACGGUCAGAUCAAGUGCGAGAAGUUAAAGGAGAUGACAGUGGUGUGGGACCAAUUUCCGAUGGACGUGGUCCGACACGUCAAAGCGAUCUCGGGCCAACUGAUGGCCUUGAAGAUAGUGUGUCGGUCGCCUGGGGACUUCAUGACUCUCGUAGGACUGGCAUGGCAAAGGGAGCAAGGCGAUGUUGAAGAAUGCUGUGAAGAGAACGACACAUUCAAGGGCGGACUACCCGAGCAGAUUGUUUGCUGCCGGAUGGCAGGUAGCGUGGAAGAGGGGGAAUGGGACGCGCUGAGGAAAAGUCUGGAAGAGGAUUCGAGGUUCAGUGUGUUGUAA